Messenger RNA from Cetraspora pellucida, 284 nucleotides. Lineage: Eukaryota; Fungi; Glomeromycota; Glomeromycetes; Diversisporales; Gigasporaceae. The record is from the annotation of a GenBank genome assembly.
AUGGAAUUUAAUUUGGUAUUAAAUGAAGAUACCACAUCUUCUGCUAAUGCUCCUCUUUUGAUAAUGAAGAGGACGAGUCUAAUUGUAUUAAUGCUUCGACUUAUUGAUAGUUUUAAAAAACAAAAAUUAGAAAUGCGUGGAACUAAUAAAGAUGGUCAAGAAACCCAAUACGGUGAAUGUCACAUUAUGAAUGAUGGCAAUAUACAACGUGCUCAAAGAAUCAAAAUGUGGGUGGAUCAACUUCGAACCUUAUUUAUCAUCUUUCUUCAAAUCAUGGAGUCACG